CUCCUCUCAGCAGCCCCGCCCCUCGCUCCAUGCACAUGCACGCUGCAUGCACAGCUCAGCUUUCUGCACAGCUUUACCCUGCAAAUAGGGUCGAUUUUCUUUUCUUUCCGAGUUUUACAAUUCAGUCACAUUCAGUUAAAAUCAAAAGCUUGUUUUUUUUUCAUUUUGUUAGUUUGUUUUUUUAUGUGCUUCCCUGUCAUUUAUUUUUAAUUGAAGUGUUGAACAGUUUACAUCUCUCAGCAUGAAGCCAGAAGCCAGUCAAGACUGUUUAAGACAAUCUUCCCAGACUCCUGCAGAUGACUGCUCACAGCUCUGGGAAGAUGUGCAGGCAAGCACAUCCAGCUCGGAGGAUCAACAAAAUGGAGGAAUGAAGGAGCCGCAUGUAAAAGAAGAACCUAAACACUCUCUGUACAGUCUUGCAGACUAUUGCAGAUCCUUCUUCAUCAAAAAGCACAAGACGGUGUCAUCUCCAGGCGUCAUCAUCCCUGAUAUUCCUGACGCAGGUCUGGGAUGGUCCGGGAAGGCUGAAGCACACUUCGGGCCUUACCAGGGAGACUCGACAGACAGAGAGGAAACUAUGACGAAUCCCUUCUCUUGGGUGAGUAAAAUCAACGUAUGCCAGCGGCUUCAAAAAUCAUAUCCCUGCUCACACUGUGGGAAGUGUUUUCCUAUUCUGUCUCUAUUUAAAAUCCACGAACGCGUUCACACGGGAGAGAAACCAUAUCACUGCUCGCUGUGUGGGAAGAGUUUUGCUCAAAAGACAACUCUCAGAAAACACCAUCGCAUUCACACAGGAGAGAAGCCAUAUCACUGCUCACACUGUGGGAAGGGUUUUUCUAGCAGGCGUUAUACUAAAGUACAUGAACGCAUUCACACAGGAGAGAAGCCAUAUCACUGCUCACAGUGUGGGAAGCGUUUUAAUGACCAGCCUGCUCUCACAAAACACCAUCGCAUUCACACAGGAGAGAAGCCAUAUCACUGCUCAGAAUGUGGGAAGAGUUUUGCCCAAAUGAGUAAUUUCAAAAAACACCAGCUCAUUCACACAGGACUGAAGCCAUAUCACUGUUCACAGUGUGGGAAGUGUUUUACUCAGCCAAGUGCUCUCCAAACACACGAGCGCAUUCACACAGGACUGAAGCCAUAUAUCUGUUCACAGUGUGGGAAGUGUUUUACUCGGCAAAGUGCUCUCCAAAUACACGAGCGCAUUCACACAGGACUGAAGCCAUAUUACUGUUCACAGUGUGGGAAGUGUUUUACUCAGCCAAGUGCUCUCCAAACACACGAGCGCAUUCACACAGGACUGAAGCCAUAUAUCUGUUCACAGUGUGGGAAGUGUUUUACUCAAGCAAGUUCUCUCCGAACACACCAGCGUAUUCACACAGCGGGGGAGCUUAGGAAAGACAAAUUCACUAACACAAAGUCAUCAGCUUCUGACAUUUGAAUUUACUCUGGAUCCACUAUGACCCUGACCAGAAUAAGGCAGUUACUAAAGAAUGAAUGCGAAAAAAACUAGAUAUGGUCCCCAUGGACUGUGCUAAGCAGAAAAGUGGUCUAAAUUUCUUUAUUUUUUCUGCUUUGUCUGCUUUACAUUAUGCAAUAAACAGAGCAUAAAAUGACAAAUGUCUCUUCAUUUUUAAGUUCCAGAAUGGUAAGAGUGCAGUGUUGCAGAGCUAGAACAAUACAGCAUAUUAACGUGCAAAUGUAGGUACAACGGACCUCAUUUAUCAAAUAUUUCUAGUAAAGUUGUGUAUAAGCCAAACCAAACAAACAUUUUCCACCUGUUUCCACAAGUUUCAGCAGCACUAAUUUUCUUCAUAGUCACAUGCGUAUCUUGAUCACUCAUAAAGUGUAAAUCCCAUUCCUAACACAGCUCAUUUGCAUGUAGUGACACCAACAAAUAUCCAUAAAAGGUAAAGCGCACAGACAGCUGGGAGCAUGAAAUGAGCAAUGAGGGUAAAUUCUGAAAGACAGAAGUGGAUGUUAUUUUGACUCGAAAUGAAGGAUGAAAUGUAGGAUGAAGGGCAGAAAUGAAAGUUAUUUUGAAUGACUUCUGUGUUAGUAAUAAAAUGGAAUAAUAUAUAAUAAUAAUGAUAAUAAGCGAGCACUAAAUCUUCCAUCAUAUGGCUCUGCGUGGACAGACCGGAUGGACAGACCGUGGACUGCCUGACUUCUACAGGUUUCACUGUAAGGAUGCUAAAGGGUCGAGAUGCUGGAAGACUCAAUUAAUCAGAUCAUAGCAAUUUAAUUAUAAUGAGGGGAACUACUAUUCCUUUCAACAGCACAAUACACACUUAACCAAGAAGUAAAACUUUUUAUAUAAAGAAAAGGAAUUCAGCAAUAAUCUAAACUAAACUGCUGAUCUAAACUAUAAUUAAAGAAAGACUAAAUAAAGAAUGGUGGGACGCAUGUUAGUAAGCUGUACCACGUAUUUGACUUGCUGAGGCCGGGUCCCGAAUGGCUCUCAAUGGGAUAUGUAGUGCACUAUGUAUGGUGUAAACGCCAUUAUUUCAUAUCCUAAAUAGUGCGUCUACAUAGGAUGUAGGCUCUAUUUAGGAUUGUACCACUAUUAGCAGAGCUGCUCAGCUAUCAAAUUUCCGUUUAACUUACCUUAUACUUUAAGUGGCCGUAGUUUAAAAACUCAAAUGCAGAUCCAAUUGUUUAAACAUGACUGAAUCUAAUUGUUGUGAAUCUCUGUCAGAAAUAUGAUCAUAUUUAGAUUAAUUAGCGUUGUCAGGGAAGGUAAUGUUUCUGAGGUAAUGAAUUCCCGCCAUGUUGCGGUGAAGAACUGCCACGAGCUCUUUGCUGCAGAUUAGCUUGGUUCUGUUUGAGGGUUUUAAUCAAAGGAAACUAGUCUGACAAAGUGAGAAAUAAUACACCUUAGCUAGCUAACUUGGUAAUUUCCAAAACAUAAUGUUGUUUGUGUAAUUUACUAUUAAAUGGUAAAGAAAUUAUCUUGAAAUAUCAGCUAAUCCUGGCAACAGUUUCUACUUCUCAUUGUUAGCUUAAUGAAAGUUUACCUAGCUAGCUUGGUUAGCCAGUACAUAAAAUUUUUAUACUUUAUACUAUACAGGCAAAUUAAAAUUAAUAAGUGUAAGACCUGCAAAUUCUUCCCUUCCCAGUAUUUAAAAUCAAAAUUCAAGAUUAUACUGAAGCAAAUUCACUUUGGCACCUUUGUUGUGAGUUUAUCUUACACUGUAAAUGUCUUGACAGCAUCCCAGUAUAUUUCUGUAUUUUAAAGUUUUCACACUGAAGAGCAGGCGUAAAAUACGAACAUUUAGUUCUGGUUCAGAUGGAUUUAAAACUAAGCAACACUACCAGGUUGAAGUGACACAAAUAAAAUAUUUUUACUUAAUGUGACAAAUCUUACUCUUAUUUUCAGGACUGUGGAAAGAAAAAUCAUACACUAUAUGGCCAAAUGUUUGUGGACAUCUGAUUAUCACACCCAUAUGUGGACUUUCCAGAAACUGUUGCCACAAUGGUGGAAGAACACAAUUGUAUAGAAUGUCUCUGUGUGCUGUAGCUUUAUAAUUUCCCUUCACUGGAACUAAGGGGUCUAGUCCAAACCUGUUAAACAUGACAAUGCCCCUGUGCACAAAGCGAGCUCCAUGAAGACAUGGUGUGUGAAGGUUGGAGUGGAAGAACUCGAGUGUCAUGCACAGAGCCCUGACCUCAACCCCACUGAACAC
Pangasianodon hypophthalmus (striped catfish) is the source of this 3686-nucleotide messenger RNA. RefSeq names its product zinc finger protein 135. Gene Ontology annotation, cellular component: nucleus. The coding region runs from base 242 to 1441 and encodes 399 amino acids. Lineage: Eukaryota; Metazoa; Chordata; Actinopteri; Siluriformes; Pangasiidae. Gene Ontology annotation, molecular function: DNA-binding transcription factor activity, RNA polymerase II-specific; RNA polymerase II cis-regulatory region sequence-specific DNA binding. The transcript has 5 exons. Gene Ontology annotation, biological process: regulation of transcription by RNA polymerase II; central nervous system development. The record is from RefSeq and is a predicted model, not a curated record.